UGAGCCCGGCCGCUCCUGCCUCUUCGCGGCAUGGCAGCUCUGUGGACCAAACACCUUUACGAGCAGCUGCCAUGUACGGGGGUUUGGCCCAGGUCCGGCAUGUUGUGUUGGUCCUGUCGGGGAAGGGAGGUGUGGGCAAGAGCACCAUCACCACAGAGUUAGCUCUGGCUCUCAGGCAUGCUGGCAAGAAGGUUGGCAUUCUAGACAUUGACCUGUGUGGGCCCAGUAUCCCCCGCAUGCUGAAUGUGAGCCGGACUGACGUGCACCAGUGUGACUCGGGAUGGGUGCCGGUCUACACGGAUGCCACAAAGAGCCUCGCACUUAUGUCCAUCGGCUUCCUGCUGGAGGACCCAGAUGAAGCAGUGGUGUGGAGGGGGCCCAAGAAAACGGCUUUGAUUGGCCAGUUUGUGUCAGAUGUAGCAUGGGGAGAGCUGGAUGUGCUGCUGGUGGACACGCCGCCAGGGACGUCUGACGAACAUUUGGCGGUGGUGGAGAACCUUAAAAAACACAGAUUGGAUGGAGCCGUUUUGGUCACCACACCUCAGGCGGUAUCCACGGGGGACGUGAGGAGAGAGAUCACCUUCUGCAAGAAGACGGGCGUGCGGAUCCUGGGCAUCAUCGAGAACAUGAGCGGUUUUGUUUGUCCACACUGCUCAGAAUGCAGCAAUAUAUUCUCGAAGGGUGGCGGUGAAGAGUUAGCCAAACUGACCGGAUCAAUAUUCCUCGGGGCCGUGCCCUUGGAUCCUCUGCUCAGCACCAGCAUCGAGGAGGGCAAAGACUUCAUACAGUCGUUCCCCGACAGCGCCACCUUCAGUGCCAUCAGCAGCAUUUCUCAGACUCUGCUCAACAGCCUCCAAACUGCUUGAACCAUGAAUGUAUUUUCUCGUGUGUACAUGUUUGAACAUUCUGUGAAAAGUACAGUAGAAUACAUAAAUGUUAGUCGUCGUGUGGAUGUCAUUUCAGUGUUGCAUUUUUGUUCUGUACAGUUUAACAAUUUAAAACUAUUUGCUGAUCAUCUUUUUUAGACCUCAUUAUCUGCCUUUAGACGGUACAAGGCAGGAUGUGUGUGUGCAGAUAUCUUUCAACGCUGCCGUUGCAAUUCUUGAGGCAUUAACCAAUCACUGCAGUGACACAGGAAGGUAUGAAUGGUAAGUCAUUCUUCCUGUGAGACUUCAAAAAUGUCACUGUAAAUAAAUACAGUAGUGAAAACACUUUGCGUUUUGAAGCCAGUCAAAUCUAAGUUGGAAUCUUCUUUAAUUCGAUUGUGACACACCAGGAUAACUUCAAUAUCAGUGGUAAUACAGGAUUGUAGAUUGGCGCUUUAGUAAAUGCGUCAGCAGCAGUCCCAUUUUCAGAAAACAAACCCCAGAUCAAAUCGGACCAGUUCUUGCAUGAAACUAGGCCAAACUCUGAACACUAAUCUCACUGGAUCCCUGCUGCAUGCUACGAACGAUACCAAGUCUUCACAUUUAAACUUGGAUUUUCUUAUUUUUAUUGGGGAGGUAUACAUUUAAUAUUUGAUCUGGAUUAAAUCUUCUGAAACUAGCCUGCCCUUCAGCUUUAUAUCCAACAGCAACAAAACACUGAAACCCAUGCAGGAUCUUGAUGGCUGGAAUGUGGAAGAGAUGAAGUUACAGCCACAGAUGAGGAGGAGGUGGGAGGUGAAGAAGAUGGAGAUGAAAUUUUGGAAAUUACACUUGUGAGUCCCAACACGGGGCACACACACACACCUUUUUAAUGCAAACAGCAGUACUACAUGAAAAACACUGAAGUUUGAGAAUGUUUGCGUAAUGAUUAGAAUACAGCUACACACAAAACUCCCACUUCACCAGCAACAUACUAAAGGCAAUCUUAAUUAUUAAACCAAGAAUUACAUCCAGAGGAAUUCCAACCACUUAUCACAAUUAACCCACAGUGCAUUAAAUCUAUCUAUGUAGAUAUUUAUAUAUGUCUGUAUAUAUGUAUAAUAUAUCCUGGGGAAUUAAAGACUUUUGCUGCAUUAAACAGUUCAAUGAACAAUUUCUUAUAAAUAAAA
Molecule: messenger RNA, 2035 nt
Organism: Cottoperca gobio
Lineage: Eukaryota; Metazoa; Chordata; Actinopteri; Perciformes; Bovichtidae
Gene: nubp2
Product: nucleotide binding protein 2 (MinD homolog, E. coli)
Biological process (GO): iron-sulfur cluster assembly
Cellular component (GO): cytosol
Molecular function (GO): ATP binding; ATP-dependent FeS chaperone activity; 4 iron, 4 sulfur cluster binding
Source: RefSeq, a predicted model, not a curated record